AUUAUGGGUAUUAACAACAUCAAGUACAAAGAAAACAUUACUGCUUCCAUACUCGAAUUAGAGAGCAAAAAGCCUAAUUCAGCAACACCAACAAGAAUAUUAAUUGAAUUGGAGGAUCUUAUUCUCAAUGAUUGGAAGCAGGAAUCCAAAAAAAGUGAUUUCAACAUUGAAGUUUUUAAAAACGGUUGGAAAAGAAGAAUCAAGAAAUGUAUACAUCCUACUACUCACAACUCCCCUCUUUCAGAAAAAGCCUGGAAAAAGAUUUUAGAAAAGGCACCAAUUACUUCAACACCACCAUCAACAAAAGCUUCAACAGCUAAAACUGACAGCAGCGAUAGAAGUUCAAUAUCUUCCUUAAAUUACCAACGUUUUCUUUCAACAGAAGAUAUGUUAGCUUUUAAGAAAAAUUACGAAAACAUCAAGAAUAACAAAUGGAUCCUCAAGUCUGGAAGGGCAGUAGAAGACAUUAUCUUCGAAAAAGUCAAAGAAUUUACUCGUGAACAUCCCGGACACUGCUUUAUUCUUGAUACUACUGAUAAUGUGUGGAAUGAUGUGUUCACAAAAGAAGAAAUGAAAGAAGUUGAAGAAAAAGCCGAGGCCGAAGAAUUUGAAGAAGAACUGCCCGAAGAUAUUAUAAAUUGUUUAGGUAAUUUAGAUGGAAAGAAAACUUUCCAUGAUAUUUAUUCAGCAUUUAAAGGUGUUAAGGUUGACCGUUACGAGAAACCUGAAAUUUAUUGGUGCGUGCAAAGCGUUUUAAAUUUUAUUGAUUUAUUUUAUAAUACUAGUACUAUCAAUGUAACAACGGAACAAGACUUGCUUGAUGAUGUUUACGGGUUUAUAAAAAAAAGCAAAACUAUUAGUAAACUUUCAACAUCAAAUGGAUCAGGUAGCGCAGCUUCUUCCGAAGCCAAAAACAAAAAAAGAAAAAUCAGCGGCAAGGAAUGCCUUUCUCGACAGAAGAAUGCUUAUUGUUUCGACUUGGUAUUUAAACGAUUAAAUACUGAAAUUGGUUGUUUAGAAAUUGGUUUGGAAUAUGAAGGGCAAAAUGGUACGAAGUUCUUGCAAAAAAAGGGAUUAAAAACCCUACGGAUGAUGAAGGCUUUUUCUUUACAAAUGAUCGAGCAAUAUCCUACUAUUGAUAUUAAUAAGGUCAAAAUCGUAGGUAUGGUUAUCAGUGGAAUGUAUUUAUCCUUCUUGAAAUUGAAGUAUGUUGGCUCUGUUGCUCUUUUGUCUUCUUCAGGCGGACUUAAAAUGCCAGAAGCUAUUAAUGAAGUCCCUUCCUUCCUUCCCCCUGUACUUGCCGUUGUGUACAAUUGUGCACAAAUUAUGAAACGUACUAGUUCUCAUUUGGAGGAAAUUUCCUCAGCUUUUACUUUUACAAAGCCAAAGGCUAAACCUUCCUUCCCUCCUUGCUUUUUCGCAGGAGAAAAUAAUUGAAAAAAAAAGUAAUUAUGAAU
This is a messenger RNA of Cokeromyces recurvatus, 1457 nucleotides long. RefSeq lists its product as uncharacterized. Lineage: Eukaryota; Fungi; Mucoromycota; Mucoromycetes; Mucorales; Mucoraceae. Bases 4 to 1437 code for a protein of 477 amino acids. The record is from RefSeq and is a predicted model, not a curated record. The transcript is spliced from 7 exons.